This is a messenger RNA of Hibiscus syriacus, 1535 nucleotides long. Its product is annotated as heat stress transcription factor A-5-like. Lineage: Eukaryota; Viridiplantae; Streptophyta; Magnoliopsida; Malvales; Malvaceae. The record is from RefSeq and is a predicted model, not a curated record. Gene Ontology annotation, biological process: regulation of transcription by RNA polymerase II. The transcript is spliced from 2 exons. Bases 67 to 1479 code for a protein of 470 amino acids. Gene Ontology annotation, molecular function: RNA polymerase II cis-regulatory region sequence-specific DNA binding; DNA-binding transcription factor activity. Gene Ontology annotation, cellular component: nucleus.
UCCCAUCGACUCCAUUUUCGGCUCUCUCUGUGUUUUUUUUUCGUCGACCGCAAAAAAUAUCCCAAAAUGGACCCAACGGUACCCUUCGCAUCGGCCGACGGAAACGGCGGCGGAGGAGUUGCACCUUUCCUUUUGAAAACAUACGAGAUGGUGGAGGAUUCUGCAACGGACGAGAUAGUGUCCUGGAGCUCCAGCAAUAAGAGCUUUAUCGUUUGGAACCCUCCUGAAUUUUCCCGCCUUUUGCUUCCCACUUAUUUCAAGCACAAUAACUUCUCCAGCUUCAUCAGGCAGCUCAAUACAUAUGGAUUCCAUAAGAUCGAUCCAGAACGGUGGGAAUUCGCUAAUGAAGGUUUCGUGAAAGAUCGGAAACAUCUCCUCAAGAAUAUCCACCGGAAAAAACCGAUUCACAGCCACAGUAAUCCUCAGUUUUCUUCGUUAGACCUUGAAAGAGCCAGAUUCGAAGAAGAAAUCGAGAAGCUUUCGCGCGAGAAAACUGCCCUCGAGGACAAUGUUUUGAGGUUUAAACAAGAACGGUUGGCUGCCAAGCAUCAGAUGGAAGAGUUGACACUGCGAGCCACUCAAAUGGAGCAGAGGCAGGAAACUUUGUUUAACUUCAUAGACAAGGCGGUUCAUGAUCCUACUUUUGUCGAGCAUCUCGUUCGUAAGAUCGAAUCGAUGGAUGCUGUGGCAUAUAAUAAGAAAAGGCGAUUGCCUCGAAUCGACCAAACCGAGCCACUUGAAGAAAAUUGUGUUUUGAACAACAAUGCUGAGUUUGGCAAUGUUUUCCACCAGGAUUUCUCAAACAAGCUAAGACUGGAGCUAUCUCCAGUCGUUUCAGAUAUGAAAUUGGUUUCUCAAAGCACGCAAAGUUCAGAUGAAGAUGGAGCAAGUCCGCGGAGAAGGACGGCUGAAGGAGAACCAAAGGACGCUUAUACAAGACCCGAAGGCCUUUUGUUCACACCCGAAACAUUAGACCUUUCGGGUGCCGCCACAUCUUUUAUGUUCAAAAUGGAUUCCGUGCAACAGAGAUGGAACUCCAACGAGGAACCUGAUAGUCACAUUUCAUGUCUACUAAAUCUAUCUCUGGCGUCGUCUUCGUCGCAAGUCAAUAGAAGUCCAAGCUUAACCAUGAUGUCCCUAUUCAGUCAGGAAAUCGCAAAAGCUCCAGGGUCAUGGUCAAAUACCAACAUGAAAUACUCCGAUAGUGGAGCCUCCAAGAACAGUGCAAACACGAUCGAUGGGGAAGCGACAUUAUCCCAACCGAAAGAAGGCUGUAAAUGUACAACUCAAGAGCCUGCAGCUCCACCGGUUAGAGUGAACGAUGUAUUUUGGGAAAAUUUUCUCACGGAAAGACCCGGUUCCUCCGACGAUGAAGCGUCCAAUUCCGACUACCAAGCGAAUCCAUGUGAAGAAGACAAUAUAAGCUCAAGCCACGGACUAGCAGCGAAUGCCAAGAACAUGGAGCAGCUUAGUCUUUGAGCAGCAAAGUUGCAAACUUUCCAUAAAUCAUGUUAUACAUGAUAUAAAUUCAUACA